Molecule: messenger RNA, 1008 nt
Organism: Peronospora belbahrii
Lineage: Eukaryota; Oomycota; Peronosporomycetes; Peronosporales; Peronosporaceae
Source: the annotation of a GenBank genome assembly
AUGAAAUUGAAUUCAAGAGGAGAUGCUGAUUCGAAACAAAAGCAGAAAAGAAGCAUUCAGGAGCUAAUGGAACGGGUUCGAGAGUUUCAAGAAGAUCAAGAGCAGAAUGCAGAGGUGGUUCAGGAAGAAACGAUAAUGGAGAGAAUGCAAGAGCUUGUAAUUCUAGAGAAAACUGGACAAUUGACACUAGAAUGUUUAACAUCUGAAGAGAGAAAGAGCUUCUUGAGCGAAGUAGCAGAUGGACGACUAGGAAAACUUGUGGAGCUCUGGACGCCGUGGUGGUUAAUGUCUGAGCGUAUAUACCGCCGGGAGACCACAGCUCGACGACGACAAUUGAUAUUGGAGGAGGUUAUGGAAGAUGAAUAUGAAGAAGAAAACGUUGUUGUAACGGUAAAUCGGGCAGUUUUGUAUCCAGUUGGGCUAUUCACGAACAGUGAGGCGCAGAAUAUGCCGAAUGACAUCAGUCUCCUGCUUCAAGGUGGAAGAAAACCGUCGCCGUGUCUGCGUUAUCAUAUGAUAGAAGUGAUUUUUGCGUAUGCGCUGAUGCUACGGGCUUAUAAUGGCGAUUAUGGACAAGAUGUAGCUGAAGCGGCACUCAUGUUAUUGGAUCUGUGCCAAGUCCUUAGUGUAGAUUCACGAUACGGGUCGGUUGAACACGCGUGCUUGGCUUGUCUAGAAAAGCAAUCGAGUGAAGGCCCAGCUGCGAAUGCACUGGCAAUCCAGGACACGCAGAAAAUAGUACGUUCUGAUGUGUUUCUACUUGAUGCGCUCAGUGACACGCGUACUCUUUUGGAGAGGUAUGCCGAAGAGCUUGAGCGUAGCCGUGAGUCCGACAAACAAGCGAGAAAGGAGACGAAGGUAGCAAUGAAAAAGCUUGCAAUCGUGCAGAAAAAGCUGCAGUUCUAUAAGGCCUGGGCAUACCUUACGUCGAUCGAUGAGUUUCGAGCGCUCGCAGUGGAGAUUGAAAAGUACGUAAAAGACAAAGAACUGCUUGGUGCACAAGGUUAG